Messenger RNA from Paraglomus occultum, 432 nucleotides. NCBI's taxonomy places the organism in Eukaryota, Fungi, Glomeromycota, Glomeromycetes, Paraglomerales, Paraglomeraceae. The record is from the annotation of a GenBank genome assembly.
AUGGCAUUGCCUUUCGUCAAGAAACUAACUUCCUUGAAGUCACCCUUAAAGAACCAACUAGGACCAAAACCCUCCUCACUGAGGGCAUCACCAUCGAGGACAAACUUAUCAUCCCUCUCCCCCCAAAGGAGGUUGCCCCCAGAACCCUACAAAUCAAACUGGCCAAUGUUCCCCUCCAUGUCCCAAGGAAAAAGCUGGAAGCGGAUAUCACCAACUAUUGGGCCCAAAGACAAUGCCUUGAAAGCCCCUGUCACAUGGGAAUAUGAAGGCACUACUGUUCUUGCAAACUGGAGGGGUGCACCUCCAUCCUGUCUCUCUUGUAAAUCCGCUGGUCACUUUUCCAACAUCUGCCCCACUUUCCCACCAAAAAAGACGAUGGCCGAGACCCUGAAGAAAUCGAUCGACAGCAGCACAAACAAAACCCCCAAGUUU